AUGCAGCGCGGUCCCUACUCCAACAUGGGCCCGGCUCAAUCGCCGCCCCUCCACCAUCCUGUCCCUCAGCAUGUUUCGACUGUCCCGCAGUUGCGCUCUCCCCCUCCGCCCAUGACACAACAACAGCAACAACAGCAGGCCCAGCAACAGCAGUAUGGCUACGCUCCCAACAACUACGGCCAACCUCCUUUCGGCGGCUUCAUCAAUGAUCCUACUGCCCAGAUGGGCUUCCAGAUGGGCAAGACUGCUGUCGCUGCCGGUCAGGAGUACAUGGAACAAAAUUUCAACCGCUAUGUCAAUGUCUCGGCCAUGAAACACUACUUUAAUGUCUCGAACAAAUACGUCGUCAACAAGCUCUUUAUAGUCCUCUUCCCCUGGCGUCAUCGUCCCUGGUCCCGCCAGCAACAGCCCAUGGCCAACAGCGGCCAGUCCGGUCCCAUGUUCCUACCCCCUCGCGAGGACAUCAACAGCCCCGACAUGUAUAUUCCCGUCAUGGCCUUUGUCACCUACAUUCUUCUUUCUACUCUCCUCGCUGGUCUACAGGGCGCUUUCCGUCCUGAGUUGCUCGGCAUGACUGCCACCAAUGCCUUUGCCGUUGUCAUCAUCGAGCUUUUGCUCCUCAAGCUCGGCACCUACCUCUUGAAUAUUUCAAACGAGUCGCAGUGGCUGGAUUUGGUUGCUUAUUCUGGCUACAAGUUUGUCGGUAUCAUCUUCACCAUCGCCCUGGCCGCCAUCAUGACAGGAGGUAAAGGCACUGGUGGUUAUGUGGGCUGGUCCGUCUUUGCUUACACUUACAUGGCCAAUGCCUUUUUCCUUCUCCGUUCACUCAAAUAUGUCAUCCUCCCGGACACUGCCUCAGGCGCCCACAACCCCAUCGCCCGCUCGCAGAGAACCAAGAGAACCUACUUUCUCUUCGUCUACUCGUACAUCAUCCAGUUGGCUUUCACGUGGUGGCUCAGCAGCUUGUAA
This is a messenger RNA of Aureobasidium melanogenum CBS 110374, 969 nucleotides long. Its product is annotated as YIF1-domain-containing protein. NCBI's taxonomy places the organism in Eukaryota, Fungi, Ascomycota, Dothideomycetes, Dothideales, Saccotheciaceae. Gene Ontology annotation, biological process: endoplasmic reticulum to Golgi vesicle-mediated transport. The transcript has 3 exons. The coding region runs from base 1 to 969 and encodes 322 amino acids. Gene Ontology annotation, cellular component: Golgi membrane; endoplasmic reticulum membrane; COPII-coated ER to Golgi transport vesicle. The record is from RefSeq and is a predicted model, not a curated record.